GUCGACUCAGGCGGGGGGCGAGGAAAUGCAGGCAGCUGCUUCUUCCUGGCGGGCUGAGAUGAGAUGAUACAGUUUAGCGGCAAACCUUGGGGCUUUCUGCCCCAAUCUGGGAUGGCGAAUGACAGCUCGUGGGCUACAGUGCCAGGAAUCCAGAGAGCUCAGCGUAUCAGCUUCUGACAGCAAAGUUCACAUGCAGUAACCAACCCAGAGGAACAUCAGGAAGAAAGCGAAUGAGGAGGAAAGAUGAAAUGGUGACAGAAAAAACAGCCACCCAGAAAGAUGCGAGUCUGUGGUCUGUUAUGACUUGGAUGGGCAGGUGUAGGCAUCAGCUCUCCAAUCCACGCCGAUAUUUAUUUCUGAGUUGAAGGCUCACUAGCAGUGUGAUCAAGAGCACUUCUACACCCCAGCUCCUUGCAAGGAGAGAGGAAUUGCACAACUAGCAAGGAUUCAACAACCCAGCUGCAUCACUGUACCUGCUGGAAAGGAUUGGUAAGACAGCCAGUAAUAAGGAACUUCCUGGUCACCCAUACCAAGUGAUCCACUGAACCACGGGUUGAAAAGAAACACACCCAUACUUCCCAGUAGUGGACCAAGGAAAUGACCUGCCUCCUGCACGCCUGAGAAGAAUAAUCUCCCUCUGCAGUCCUCAUUGUACCACCUUUGUCUAUCAGCUGCCUACACCACAUCACUGAGACCUUUUCCUGGUGCCCUCCUGGGCACAUGAGUUGCCCAGGAGGCAAUGGAAAGACAGUUGUGCAAGGAUUACAGUGCCAACCACCGGCUGCACCUGGUUGGGUACAGCCUGAUCUUUGUGGCAGGCAUGAUGCUCAAUGUCACGGCACUCUGGAUCUUCUUGCGCUACCUGCGCCUCAAAUCUGUAGUGAGUAUCUACAUGUUCAACUUGGCAAUAAGUGACUUGCUCUUCACAUUAUCCCUGCCACUGCGGCUCUACUAUUACUCCAACCAACGCUGGCUCUUUGGCAACUUUCUUUGCCAGGUCUCUGGCUCCCUCUUCCAGAUCAACAUGUAUGGCAGCUGCCUCUUCCUCAUGUGCAUCAACCUAGACCGCUAUAUUGCCAUUGUCCACCCACUCCGCUGGCGCCACCUGCGGCGCCCCAAAGUGGCCCGGCUGCUCUGCCUGGUGGUCUGGGUACUCAUCCUCAUGGGCUCUGUUCCAGUUGCAGGUGUCCACAAAUCAAGCUCCUGCUUGACAAGGAAUCAGACAACUGAUCUGUGUUUUGAGAGCUUCAGCAAUGACCUAUGGAAGAAUAGCAUCUUCCCGCUGGUUGUCCUGGCUGAAGUCCUGGGCUUUCUCUUGCCACUGAUGACUGUGAUAUACUGCUCAUUCCGGAUCUUUCUGAAGCUGUGCCGGGUCAGCCAGACAAACAGUCUGCGGCAGCAGAAAACCAUCCGCCUCCUUGUGGUCAAUCUCAUAAUCUUUGUUAUCUGCUUUGUCCCCUACAACACAACUCUGGCUGUCUAUGGACUGAUGAAGGCCAAUGUGAUCCAGGCCGAGCUAUCCAUGCAGACCUCGGUGCGCCAAGUUCUUAUUGUCACAGUGCUGUUGGCCAGCAUGAAUUGUGUUCUGGACCCCCUUAUCUACUACUUCAGCACUGAGGGUUUCCAUAACACCUUCAAGAAAUUGCGGCGGAGGCAAGCCUGGGACUCUGAGUUUGGAACAGGCAAGACUCAGACUGGGGAAGUGCACUCUACUUCAAAAACAAAGUGGAUCCCCAGCCAGAGAACUGUCUACUCCAAUAGAGACUUGCCAUCACCUCCCACCAAGAUAUUUUUGAACAGCCCCAUUGAAGACUCAGAAAUAUAAUCCUGGAAUUACGGGACUGCUGAGUUGGGAGUGGGGAGGGGAGGAGUCAUAAAAUGAUAACAGGGAGAUUGUGAGAAUUUGCUGUAAAGUGCUGCGCUCAAACUGUACAGAGGUGUGAGUGCAGCACGAUGGUAAGCACAUAUACGAAGCCAGAGGACCAAAAUCUGUUGAACUGCAAUUAAAUUAUGAUAAAGUAUUUUAGAACAAAAAGAGGAAUAGUGGUGAUGUGUCUGAAAAAGUACAAUCUUCUGCAUUUGGGUUAGUUUAAAACAAUAAAUCUUGCAUUUAUGUAGACAGUUGGACUAGAUCAGCAAAGGCCAACCUUUUUGGCUUUGAGGCCUAUAAUGGCCUUAACUACAGCCUUCCAUCUCUUCUUAUUUGUGUGAAGAAAGACCCAUAGCCUUCCCAAGUGUCACUCCAAACCCCUUCCCUUGUCUGAUCUACUUCUCUGCUUCCUUUUCCCUGUCAUAUCUGUCCCUGUGUUUCCUGUCAUAUACAAGUACUACAUGACUGCACAAUAAAACUGUGCAGUCAGUGUCUUGUGUAGACGUGGUCAGUGACUUAUACAGCAGUAGGGUUGGAAGGGACCCCAGGGGUCAUCUAGUCAGAUGUGGUUCACGUGUAGUACAUCACAAGUGCAGCAGGCCAGAUGUCAUUGUUAGAAAUGGGUGGUGCAGAAUAUAGUAAUGUGUUUACUAUGUGUACAUAUUCUGUGAUCUGCACUCUGUACCAGAGCCCUGUAAAUCUUGAACUGAGGGACCAGCUGCACACUGGCAAUGCAAGAACCCCUUGCUGAGCCACUAUCACCAGCCUUCACCACUAACACCCUGUCCCACUUCCUCUGCUCCAAACUGUUCACACAAGCGUGAGCACCCUGUUGUCAGCUCUGCACCCAGGGCCGGGUUAACCCUUUAGUGGGACCUAGGUAAACAAAUGUAGGGGAGACUUCCCCCCUGCUGGCACCAGUGAGGAGUGGGGCUUAGAGCUGCCACUAGGAAGCAGACGCUGCAGCAGCAGAGGGAAGGGGAGAGGAGGGGAAGGGAAGGGAAGCGGAUAGGGCCCUUUGUCCUGUCACUGCAGAAGAAAGGACGGAGGCCCCACACAGCUCAGGGCCCUAGGCAAGUGCCUAGUUUGCUUAUGCAUUAAUCUAGCUUUGUCUGCACGUUUACCCCCUCAUUCCUCUGCUCCUCUGCAUUCCAGCUGGGCCAGUCACAUCUGCAAUCCCACACUUCAGAACUUCUGCUGGUUUCCUGCAGGGGCCAGGAAGGAUUUUUUUCCCCUCAUCAAUGUUUAUUGAAUUCUGGGUUCCACUUUCCAUUUCUUCUGAAACACUGGAAAUUGGUCACACCUAAAAGAUGGCAUUUUGGCUAGGGUGCUCCUGCUCCUUGGGGCCUUGGGG
Messenger RNA from Gavialis gangeticus (Gharial), 3224 nucleotides. It is a transcript of the gene LPAR5, whose product is annotated as lysophosphatidic acid receptor 5. Gene Ontology annotation, molecular function: G protein-coupled receptor activity. The record is from RefSeq and is a predicted model, not a curated record. Gene Ontology annotation, cellular component: membrane. The transcript has 3 exons. Gene Ontology annotation, biological process: G protein-coupled receptor signaling pathway; behavioral response to pain. Lineage: Eukaryota; Metazoa; Chordata; Crocodylia; Gavialidae. The coding region runs from base 740 to 1825 and encodes 361 amino acids.